UUUAAAACAUGUCGGCUAGCGGUUGUGUUGUGCGUGUGUAGUGAAUUUCUAUAUUUUUAUGUAAAGUAGAUCGAUUUUCACUUAUGCUUCCUUUAGUAUAGUUUAAUUUCAUUAAUCUGUAAGUAAUCAAAUUGUACUUCAUAUAAAAUUUUGCAACAUAAGUAAAGUCUUUUCAUCGUGAGUCUGUGUGCAUUCUGUGGGUUUCAGUGGAUGUUUGUGUUGGUGAGGGCGAUGAACAAUAUUGGAGAAAAUGUGCUAGUGGAUUGAAGCUGUGAAUAAAUAUUCCAAGGACUACCAGCAAUAGAAACGUUUAUAUUUCCAAAAAGGAGGUACAGGACGUGGACGAGGCGGUGCGGGAUCGAGCGGUGCAGUAGCUGACAACAAGCCGGAAUCUAAGGAGAACAAACCAAACCCCAAAAUGUCGAAGGCACUUGGUACUUCGGCUAAGAGGAUUCAGAAAGAGCUGGCAGAGAUUACACUGGACCCACCACCCAACUGCAGUGCCGGGCCGAAAGGGGACAACUUGUAUGAGUGGGUGUCAACGAUCCUCGGGCCUCCCGGCUCAGUGUAUGAAGGUGGAGUGUUCUUCCUGGACAUUCAUUUCUCACCAGAAUAUCCAUUUAAACCUCCUAAGGUGACAUUCCGAACUAGGAUAUACCACUGUAACAUCAACAGCCAGGGCGUGAUUUGUCUAGACAUACUGAAAGACAACUGGUCACCGGCACUGACAAUAUCUAAGGUCCUACUAUCAAUAUGUUCCUUGUUGACUGAUUGCAAUCCAGCGGAUCCCCUGGUGGGCAGCAUCGCGACACAGUACCUCCAGAACAGAGAGGAGCACGACCGCAUCGCGCGCCUCUGGACCAAGCGCUACGCGACAUGAUUGCCCUGUCCGCCCGCGCACCGCUCACUGCUAAGGAACAACAUAAACUAUCAUACUCAGUACCAUUCUGUUCUAAAUCCAUCCUGUUCACGUAAAUAUAAGCUUACAAUAUUAUCGAGGUAUCCGUCGUGCACAUUCUGCAUCAUAAAUGUUGCUUCAUUACAGUAGAAUUUUAAAUUAAAUAGUGAUAAAUACUUCCUACUAGCUAAGGACUUACUCUGACCCCUGUAUCACGUGUUUCCAAAUAGCGAUGACACUGCCAGAGUUUAGAUUUGUAGACAAGUACAAAUUGAGUGAUUCAACAUAAUAUCUUUCUACAUAAUAGCUUAUGGAUGUUGUCCUAGUUAUCUCACUGUAAUGAAGUAUGAACAUGUUAUGUCGCAAGGUGUGCACAUACAUAGUUUAUAUGGCUUAUUAAUAUUUAGUUGCAAUUAAUGUGAUGUAAACACGCUUGAGAUGACGAUGGUAUGGGACGGGAGUUUUAGUUAGUUAUCAAUUGAUGGACUUCUGUUGAUGUUUUAGUUGUUUCGUGGUAUGAAAACUGAGUCAGUAAGAAAUAUUAUUUUUAGUUAUUAAUAUUUGGUGUUAUAUACUGUUCGCGUAAAGCUACCAGUACACAAUAUGUAUUUUAGGAAUUGGUGAUGACAAUCUUGAUUGUAAAAUGUGAUGGACUAAUUCAGUUUACACACCAUGUAAACAGAACUGGCAGUAUGUAGGUGUAACCAGUGAAUUGAGUCAAUUUUGCCGCAAUAAGUGCGAUGAUCUCAACACUUGAACUGUUACUAUUUAGUAUACAUGUCACGACUAAUGCGACAUCUAUUUAUGAUAUAAUUUUUGGAAUAAAUCGCAUUGUCUAGCAAAUAUGUUUUUGAUUUCAGGGUACAAUUUAGGUUGGUUUACUUGGAAAUUCAGUCUCCCUUAUUAUUGGCCGUAGAUGUUGACUGCUUAUAAAACGAUUAUGUAUAAAUAUGAGAUAAGUUUAAAAAUCCUAUGCUCAUAGUGACAUUUACAUUCGAUAAUUACCAUUUUUCAAAGUUACUAAUAUAUAAAGUAUUCAAUAACCUUCCGAAUUACUAGAUACCUUGCAUCAGUACCAUUUCUAACUGUAAGGAAAUUUCCCAACUUCACUUCAAGCUCUACUGUUCAAAUGAUUCACUCGGAAAGAGGAACUUAUGUGAUUAUUUGUAAUAAGAGCUCAAUUUUAUCCAAAAUUACAAGGAGUUGCUUGGAUAUUGGGAGUUGAUGAGCGACAAGCUCGCAGAUUGCUGGCAAGGCAAGUGGCAUCCGGUUCAGAACUGUAGGCUGUGAUGUGGUAAGGAUAAGACCAAGAAUUUUAAAGGCACUGACUUCUCUGUAAGUUUCACCAGUGCAGUCUCCGCAUGAAAGAUGUGGCAUUUAUAGCAAAACUAUAGCAAACAAUUUAGACCUUAUGAGUGAAUGAAAUUAGUAAGAAUUUGUACUAUUAAAUAAGAUUUUUUUACUUGCGCUGUUUUGUUAGGUAGUCUUAUUUUUAAUUUAGCAAUGAUUUCCGUUGGCAAGUUAUUUUAUUCACAUUCUAUAUGUGCAAUAAGUUCAGCCUUAGGAAAUGUGUGCUUAUGGUAAUUUAAACACUCAAUAUGUUGUAGGCUAUUUGCGUCGGGUGUACCUAUGUAAAAUUAUUUAUUUUUAUAAGGAAGUCGCGGGAAGGCUCACAAUACGGCCGUGUCGGUAUUAGUGUAGCUUGUAUACGGUCAAGUUUUGUCACGUGAUUGACAAUUGUUUAUCGAUGCAAACAGUUGGGAUAGAGGUUUGUUGAGUAGACAUAUCACCAGCGCGCGCGCCCCGCGCCGCGUGCGUCAUAGUUCCUGCGGGCUCCGCGCUCGCUCGCUCGUGCCAAAUCCGAGCACCUCGGCCCUCGCUCACUCUGAAAUUACUCCAACUUUAAUAUUCCGUUUAGAAUGUAAACAGUUAAUAGAUAUAAGUUAUUUUACUGUAAUGUAUAAUGUAUGUCUUAACCCUAGUUGAAUAGGACUUUAGCAGUGUAAUAUUUUAGCGAAGUGUAUGUCGCGCGUAUGUGAAUGUUUUGGUGAUAGCCGUAAUGAGAAUCAUCACUUAACGAACUGAACGGUGAUGUCAUUUCUGGUGUAACUGGUGCUGUGAGAUUCAAAUGCUAGCGACAUACUGUAGAAAGAUGAAUACUAAAAUGUAUUUGGGACUGCAUAUAUUUUGUCAAUGUGAUUUUCUAAUUAUUUUAUACUAUGACUCGAAAUGUGUUGCUUGCAGACAAGCCUGUAUUAACGCGACUGAUGUUCCUCAAACAAACUCGAUGUUCACGAACUCUGACCCCUUAUGAUAAUCAUCCUUUGUUACAAUUUAUAUCAUGGUAUACAUAGGAAAAUAAAAUUGUGUGGAACCAGGACAUCAA
Messenger RNA from Pectinophora gossypiella (pink bollworm), 3284 nucleotides. It is a transcript of the gene Ubc2, whose product is annotated as ubiquitin-conjugating enzyme E2-24 kDa. Gene Ontology annotation, cellular component: nucleus. The transcript has 4 exons. The coding region runs from base 419 to 880 and encodes 153 amino acids. Gene Ontology annotation, biological process: protein polyubiquitination. Lineage: Eukaryota; Metazoa; Arthropoda; Insecta; Lepidoptera; Gelechiidae. The record is from RefSeq and is a predicted model, not a curated record. Gene Ontology annotation, molecular function: ubiquitin conjugating enzyme activity.